Molecule: messenger RNA, 820 nt
Organism: Prosopis cineraria
Lineage: Eukaryota; Viridiplantae; Streptophyta; Magnoliopsida; Fabales; Fabaceae
Exons: 2
Source: RefSeq, a predicted model, not a curated record
UUUCACAAAUUUGAAGAUUUGUCUUUCUCGAGAAAGUGUUUCUUCUGAGUUGUUGACUCUGAAGAUGAAGUCUACUUGGGAAUUGAAGGAGCAUAUUGAGGAAAAUGAUGAAGUCGUUUUGAAUCGACAGGACGAGGACAAGGACGUCUUGGAUGAAGAGGAAGAAGACGAGGAUGAAUGACGAUGAUGAAUGAUGAGGAAUGACGAGGAUGGGGACGAGGAUGAAGAUGAGGAUGAGGAUAACGACGACGACGAUGCUCCUGAUGGCGAAGGCGAUGAUGAAGAAGACGACGAGGAAGAAGCGGAGGAUUUGGGAACAGAGUACCUCGUUCGUCCUUUAGCCACUGCUGAGGAAGAGGAAGCAUCUAGUGAUUUUGAACCAGUGGAGAACGGUGAGGACGAAGAUGAAGUUGAAGAUGGUGAGGAUAGUGAGAAGACUGAAGCUCCCUCGAAAAGAAAGAGGUUAGAUAAAGAUGAUUCAGAUGACGAUGAUGGAGGAGAAGAUGAUGAGAGACCCUCAAAACGAUAGAGUGGGGUCAUUCUUAUUCGGUGGACUUUGAACAAAUCACAGGUAGGUCAAUUUCUCACCCUUCUUUUCUUCAAAGAAAGGAUAGACUGUUUGAUGAAAUUAUUUUUCUUCCUUUGUAUUAUUAUGGUUCAGUAUAUUCCUAGGGUCGCUAGUUCAUCUCAUGGGUUCACCGUCAAUGUUUGUGUAUGAAAAACUCUUAUUUAAAAGGCUGGUUGAAAUUUGAGUUAGAGCCUAGAACUAAAUUGGGUCCUUUGCGGGCUUUUUUUAUAAAGGGUUUCUUGUGCACUUCAA